AUGGAGCUAACACAUGUAUGUUUUGUACUUUCAGACAGAAUUACUGAUAAAUCAGCGGUGAGGGACAAACAGCGAGAGGACUCAGCAGCAGUCAGAGACAGAAGACAGACAGCUACUGACUUUAACAGCAUCUACAGCAAAGACCUGCUCCCAGCUUUAGGUGGUGAGGAGAUGACCAGAAGGUUUCUGCAGGAGGUGGUUAACAUUUUGUUGGGGUAUAUCUGCAAGUCCAGUCAGAGGAGCCAUAAGGUCCUGGACUUCCACCAUCCUCACCAGUUGAAGGAUGGAUUGGACGGCUUCAGUCUGAACCUGCCGGACCAUCCAGAAACUCUGGAGCAAAUACUGGUGGACUGUAGAGACACACUCAAGUAUGGUGUCAGUACAGGCCAUCCCCGCUUUUUUAACCAGCUGUCUUCAGGUCUGGAUGUGAUUGGUUUAGCUGGGGAGUGGCUGACCUCUACAGCAAACACAAACAUGUUUACAUAUGAAGUGUCUCCUGUUUUCAUUCUCAUGGAGGAGGUUCUGCUGAGGAAGAUGCAUAGCAUUGUGGGAUGGUGUGAUGAGGAGGGAGAUGGAAUCUUCUGUCCAGGAGGAACAAUAUCCAACCUGUACAGCAUCCUAGUGGCCAGGUAUCAUUUCUACCCAGAGGUGAAGACCAGAGGGAUGGGAGUUCUGCCUCGGCUAGCCCUCUUCACCUCAGAACACAGUCACUAUUCCAUAAAAAAAUCUGCAGCUGCGCUGGGGAUGGGCAGUGAAAAUGUGGUCAUAGUGAAAUGUGAUGAAAGAGGGAAAAUGAUUCCUGCUGAACUUGAGGCUUCAGUUGUUACAGCUGAAGAAAAGGGUUUGGUUCCAUUCUAUGUGAAUGCUACAGCAGGCACCACAGUAUAUGGAGCCUUUGAUCCUCUCAGUGAAAUUGCAGACAUAUGCAAUAGACACACCAUGUGGAUGCAUGUUGAUGCAGCAUGGGGUGGAGGCCUGCUAAUGUCGGACAGGCACAGGAUGAAACUGCAGGGCAUUGAACGGGCCUGCUCUGUGACAUGGAAUCCUCAUAAGAUGAUGGGAGUGCCUCUGCAGUGCUCUGUCAUAUUGGUCAAGAAGAGAGGUCUCUUAAAGGAGUGUAAUGAGCUGGGAGCUGAGUACCUUUUCCAGACAGACAAACCCUACGAUGUGAGCUAUGAUACGGGGGAUAAGAGUAUUCAGUGUGGCCGACAUGUGGAUGCCUUUAAACUUUGGCUCAUGUGGAAAGCAAAGGGCUCAGAGGGUUUUGGAGCUCAGGUCAACAAAUGCUUAGAGAAUGCAGAGUAUCUGUAUGAUCAGCUGCAGAGGAGGACAGACUUUGAGCUCGUCUUUCAAAGCAAACCAGAGCACUGUAAUGUGUGUUUCUGGUACACCCCUCCUAGUCUGAGAGGCCUACCACUUGGACCUGACAGAGACACAAGACUCCAUCAGGUGGCUCCUCAGAUCAAAGGCAGGAUGAUGGAAAAGGGCUCUGUUCUGAUUGGCUAUCAGCCUUUGGGAACAAAAGCCAAUUUCUUCAGGUGUGUGUUGUCCAAUCCUGCAACGCAGCAAGACGACAUUGACUUCCUGCUGGACGAGAUCAACUGGCUGGGCCAUGACCUGUGACCUCUGAUGUAAUUGUUUGGUGUCACCCCAUUUCAUGUAAUUUUCUGACUGAAAGAGAAAUGUUUACUGUGCCAUAAGCACAGAAUAGAUCCACUUCCACUAGUGGAAAAUUUGGUUUUGGUUUGGUUUUUGAUUUGGUUUACAUGUCUCUAACUUUGGUAGCUGAUAGUGCCUCAUUUAGCAUGAUUUUACCUCAUUCAACUGACUUGAAUGUAUUCUGGGUCAUAUUUCCUCACUACAUGUUUAGGAGCUUUUACUGGUGGAGUAUUGUCUUCCACAUCAAUUUUUUAUUUCAAAGAGAGAUCCAUUUUAUCUUAGCUAGUUAACACUGGCAAAGCAUAUGUGUCUCUACUCAAUGUGUGACAGUUGGUGUGGUGAUAUUCAAACAUCAAGAGUCAGAGAAAAUAUGCUCUUAAUGUUUAAUGGACAUUCUUGAGAUAAUUUUGAUAAAUUACCAGAAUAUAUUUUUAAUUUACCACUGCCUCUGUGGCCAACAAGAUAUACUGUACAACUUGUUAAUUUUACAGCACUGCUGUCCUACAGUAGAGAGGAACCAUUUUUCUAACACAGAUUUUUCAAAGAGCCAGAGUAGAUUUUUGACUAAACUGUGGUUUCCCUCCAACCUACAGGCUCAUUUGCUGUGUAAACAUGAGAUUUUUGGUUAAUCUUAAUCAAAUAUAGCUAAAAAUAUAUUUAGCAGUAUGUCUCAGUGUAUCUUCACCUACCACAGACCAUUUCAACCAUUUUAUUAGAUCUCCUUGAGAAGUGGUCUCUGAAAGAGGUCUUUGCUGAUUACUAAACAUUAGCAGCCUUCACUGUGUAAUGUAGUUAAAAUAAGCUGUACAUAUGUUUGUUAUUCUCUCUACCGUUAACAUAUUUCAAAAAGUACAAACGUAGCAGUAGUGCAGUAAUAUAUAGGGUCUACACCUUUAGGUAAAAUUUUGUAUCUGAAAAUUAGUUCAUCUCAAGUUUUCAGGAAAAACAGGGAGAAAGGGAACCUAGAGGCCAUACAUUUUUUUUUUCAGUGCCUUAACUUUAAGGAUUACAAACUAACCUACAAUUUGCCAUUGAGACAUCUUAAAUCAUAUUAAAACAUUAAAAAAAACUUGAAAUAUUGAUAACUUACACAAACACUUAAAAAUUACAUUUUAAAUUCAUUUUAUUAAAUUGAUUCUUAAAAAAACAAAAAAGUGUCAUCUUGUCAAGUAUCAGUUGGCUCAGCACUGUGGGUUCCUUCCAUUUCCACCUGAAAGAAGCAAUAACCUGCUGAUUGCAAAAACACUUGUAAAAUCUAAAAAGCUGUUGCAGACAGAAGUACACGCCCACUAGAGACAGAUUCAAGUUACAUUACACCACACAUGAAAACUUAAUUUAUGCAUUCUGGUGUAAAGUGUUGGGAUAUUACCACAAGUCCGCACUGCAAAUUAGAUUCAAAUUUCAAAUGGCAUCUUCUUGAUUAAAUAAUGGCAGCAAUACUGCCUCCAUACAUUCAAGAUUACAUGCAUUACCUUGUCCUCUGUUCCUCCACUGACCAUGCCUCUUCUGGUUUUUGUUCACACGUCCAUUGGAGAAUCCUUCAAUCUUGCCACCAUUGGCUUUUACGUCUGUCAGAAAGCACAACUUUUUUUUUUCCUCUCAACAGAAAAAAGGCAUUGCAUAUGUUUGGCAUUGUUGAAUUAAGAAGCAGAUCACCUGAAUA
Molecule: messenger RNA, 3322 nt
Organism: Scatophagus argus
Lineage: Eukaryota; Metazoa; Chordata; Actinopteri; Scatophagidae
Gene: gad3
Product: glutamate decarboxylase 3
Exons: 16
Coding region: 1-1623 (540 amino acids)
Biological process (GO): carboxylic acid metabolic process
Cellular component (GO): cytoplasm
Molecular function (GO): carboxy-lyase activity; pyridoxal phosphate binding
Source: RefSeq, a predicted model, not a curated record